AUGGAAUCGUCGCUGUUCGAAGACCUUGUUUGUUUCUUGCAGAAAGAAGAGCUGGUGUUGAAGGCUUUGCGUGCCACGAAUUUGAAAGCAUGCUUGCGGACAGGGACAGGCACCAAAGGAUACGAAGCAAAUGCAGAGCGAGCCAAGUAUUAUAGAAUUUACAAUAAGAUUGAGAAGUCAGUAACGGCUGACCAAAAAGCUACUCUAAUGGAUUGGGAACGAAGGCUUUGCAGUGAGGCGGAGGACAUUGAUUUUGCACGGUUGCUUGCCAUUUUUGCAAGCCGUGAAGAGGAGCUGAAGCAAAUGAGAAAACCGAGCCUCGAAGCAUGCUUCAACAGCAACCUGAGCAAUACAGACAAGGUUGUGGAUGAAUGGGAGGAGAAGAUUUGUGGCGAUGGUGCGGGGUUAUGUCCUGCCAUCGAUGCAGAUUUCACGCGUUUGCUGACUAUACUGGAAAACCGCGAAGAUGACUUGCGACAAAUGCGAAAAACAAGUCUCGAAGCAUGCUUCAACAGCAACUUGAGGAAUACAGACAAGGACUUACAGUUUUGCCGAGAUUUCUUGAGGCGCAAAAAAACAAGUUGGACAGAUGAACAGCAAAAGGUUGUGGAUGAAUGGGAGGAGAAGAUUUGUGCCGAUGGUGCGGGGUUGUGUCCUGCCAUCGAUGCAGAUUUCACGCGCUUGCUUACUAUACUGGAAAACCGUGAAGAUGACUUGCGACAAAUGCGAAAAACAAGUCUCGAAGCAUGUUUCAACAGCAGCCUGAGCAAUACAGACAAGGACUUAAAGUUUUGCCGAAAUUUCUUCAAACGCAAAAAAACAAGUAUGACAGAUGAACAGCAAAAGGUUGUGGAUGAAUGGGAGGAGAUCAUUUGUGCCGAUGGUGCGGGGUUAUGUCCCGCCAUCGAUGCAGAUUUCGCACGCUUGCUUACUAUACUGGAAAACCGUCAAGAUGACUUGCGACAAAUGCGAAAAACAAGUCUCGAAGCAUGUUUCCAGACACGUGUCAGCAAUGCAGACAAUGAUCUAGGUUUUGGACGGAACUUUUUCCGCCGGCGGAAAUAUAUGUUGACGGAUGAGCAGCGCAAGGUUCUUGAGGACUGGUCUUCCAAGAUUUGUUCCCAUGAGCAUGUUGAUGAUGGCUUUCGGCGCUUUCUUUCAACUUUGCAUGCUCGAGCACAGGACCUGGCGAAGUCUGACCUAAAGGCUGCGAAGCAGGGUGUGGCUGCCUUAAGUGCGUUGAGCGUGGCGUGCCACUUUCGCCAAAGCUUGCGGAAGCUGUCCUUGGCCUUUGUCGAGGAUGAGGUGCACGUUGCUCAGAUGUCCUUGGGCGUGCCAGGAAGUGGUGGUAGCGAUCGUUCAUGGAAUUGGCCGGAGAUGAAGGCCAUGUUUGGACUUCGGAAGCGUUACCAGCGACGCAUGGAGGAACGUGAAGAGGAGUUGCGCGAACGGGAGCUGCAAAGCCAUCCGCUGAGCGAGUUCCGCGUGGUGAAUCCCGGCGCGAUCAGCUCGCACAAACUGCUGGGUGACGUCCCACUGACGGUGGGCGAUGUAGUGCUUCCCAUCGAACUUCAUUCAGGCCUGUGGCUGGAGAUGACUACGGGAGCCACCUGCCCCAUGAUUUCGCACGAGGAGGACAGGGAUGAGAUGUUGCUGAGACCUACAAGCAACUACUGGCUAGCACGGGAGACGAUGCCCAUCUUCCCACACCCCGUGGAUUCGGAGGACGAGGAGGACUCAGGGACCCAGGUGGACUCAGAGACGACCUUCGUCUUCAAACCGGUGCAGCAGGAGAUGUUGGAAAGGGGCGAUCUCGUCCGCUCCUCUGAGGCCAAGUUGUACCCAGAGUUUGUGGCGGUGGAAGAGAAGGCUUCGGACUUCAUUCACAUCCGUACCUUGGAUGGGAAACUCAUCUUCACCGUUUCAUCGGAGGAUGACCUGUUGGACUUCCCGCUGAAGACGUUGAAACGAAAGGUCUUCGAACAUUUGAAGCUCAGCGAACUGGUGCAGUUGGAACUGGUUUGUGCUUCUGGAGGGUUGGAAGACUCGGAAAAGCUCUCAGCGUUGAAGGGACAAGGUAGCGGGCCCAUCGAAUUCUUCGUCACGGUGACGUUGGAACGAGGUCUCUUUGCGCCCUGGGUGCCGCUGUCCACGGGUGGCUUCGUGCGCUUCUACGACCGGACGCUGCAGCCGCUGCUGAAACCCAUCCGCUCGCCCUUUCUGCAGGAGGCGGUGAUGGACAUUGACCGUGGUCGUCUCUUCUUCGCGCCCGAAGAGUUUCCGCAGUUGGCCAAGUUGCAGAGGUAUUGGAAGGAGCUGCAAGAGGAAUACCUUCAGCUGUGGCAGACUCACCGCGAGAAGUUCAAGGUCUUCGAGGGACAGGUGGGCUGGUUGUCCUUUCCGCUGAAGCUCUGGGGCUUCGAAAUCCCCGAGCAUUUAAAGUGGGCACCGAAGGCUGCCGAAGCAAUGCAAAACUCUGGGGUGGAGGCGCUGACCACCUUCUGCUAUAGUGUCCUGGAACCAGGCUGCCACAUCCGACCGCAUCGAGAACAUGUGGGUACUUCCGGCGUCCGCGCCCACCUGGGUCUGCAGAUUCCUCUCAUGUGCGCCGUGCGCGUGGGCGCCAAUGCGCUCACGUGGCGCGAAGGGCAGUGGACUUUGUUCAAUGGCGACCGCAGCCACGAAGUGCUGAACGCCUCGUCGUCACCCCGCGCGGUGCUGUUGAUCGACUUCGGGGGGCCGGUGCUCCAACCGCGCCGUUGGCCCACCUGGAUUCGCGAGAGCAUGACGGAGGCCGGCGUGAUCUUCGACGAGGAUGACGCAGAUACCUCCACACCACCCGCAGUGCCCGGUGCUGUCUUGGCCGAAGGUAUACCUAGACAUGAAGCUGAUUCCGCCUGAACACAGUUGUGGCGAUGCCGUGGUUGACCCAUGUGGAUCUCACUGGCUAAGUUGAUCACCAUACAAGGUGGG
This is a messenger RNA of Cladocopium goreaui, 2973 nucleotides long. Lineage: Eukaryota; Dinophyceae; Suessiales; Symbiodiniaceae. The record is from the annotation of a GenBank genome assembly.